GCGAACACCUGCGAUUUCCGAUUAUUGCUCCGCCAAACAGAGGAAAGGCAGAUGUCUGGGAAAUGAAAUUCCGACCUCUUCGAUCCAAUUUCCUUGUUCCCGGACUCGCCGACUAAGGUCUCCAGGGACUCCAGUUCCACCAUGGAAGGCGUGCCGGAGAUCCUUUACGAGACGUGCUACCAUGCGACGGGGAUCUGCGCCGCGGAUUCCUCUCCUGGAACGAGUGAAGGAGGUGGGUGGGGAAUUUCGUCAUUUCUUUCCUCCCGAGGUCUGAAGAAGCUUCAAGAGAAAUGGGGCAACCGCGCUCUCCCAAAAUCAUUGAAGGAAAUGUCACUUUUUAUCUCUCCAAAGAGUGAAUAUGUUGCUGUGGCUGCCAGGCACCAAAUAAGGGUAUUUCAUAGGGAUGACAAAUACAUGGUGCCAUGUGGGUUUUAUUCUGGAUUCGACAAGCUAAGCAUUUUCAGCCAUGGGGCAUGGUCGGAUUCAUGUGCCCUUCUUGGAUUAGUUGAUGAUAAGAAUACCAUUUAUAUUGUUAAACCAUCUGGGUUGGAAAUAACAAAGAUACAGACCAAAAAGUCAGCAUCCGUUGUUGGCGUUUUUAUUUUUGAUAAUGGAGAUGUUAAGAAUUCCUUCAAGUGUGCACUUAACAUCCUCACAUCAGAUGGUUUGAUUUACCGUGUUGAGAUCAACCAGGAGCUUCUUGAAAGUGUACCAUGCUUAUCCAUAUCCAAAAAUGAAGUUAUAUUGAAGAAGCAGUACCCAAGGGGCGCAUCAUGCCUGGACUUUCAUCAGAGCCUAUCUUUCCUAAUCCUAGUUGGUCCCACUGGCAUUACUGGUUUUCGUAGAGGAAAUGCAGAAUGUUCCCUUUCUCUCUGGCAUGUAUCCAAGGAUUCAGAACUGCAGCUGCUAUUCUCCAUUCAGUAUGAAGGGGUCCUUCAAAUUAUGGGGGAUCAUGAAGGGCCUCUCACAACCCCAAAAGUUGUAAUAUCACCAGAGGGCACAUAUGUUGCUGUUCUUGAUCUGAUCGGAAAUUUGGAAACUUUUAGUGUGGAUAGUCAAAAACAUUCUCUUUCAGCUACUGCAUUCAGUGAAGAACUCUAUAAAGAAAUGGGCUUUAGUACUUCUCCUGGAGGAAAAAAAUGUAUUAGUGAUAUUGCAGAUAUUGCAUGGUGGUCCGACAGUGCUCUUGUUAUUGCAAAGAGGAACAGUAGUGUCACUAUGGUCGAUGUCAGCCUUGGAGUACGACUUCUAAAGACUGAUCUGGCUUUUUCUUCAUCUGUCUUAGGAAGGCCUACAUGCUAUAAUGGGCUCAUAUUUCUGCUUGAAUGCAAUUUAGAUAUGAAGGAUUGUGGACAGAUGACUUAUGACUUGCACAAUAAAGAAGAAACUCAUGGGAUGAUGUGGAAACUACUAUCAUUCUCUGAGCGUUCUGUGUUGGAGAUGUACAGAAUAUUGAUAAAUGGCCAACAAUAUGGAGCAGCCUUCCAAUUUGCUGAACGGCAUGCAAUGGAUAAAGAUGAGAUUUUCAAAUCACAGUGGUUGUGUUCAAAUCGUGGAAUGGAUGAAAUUAAUAGCUAUUUGUACAAUGUAAAGGAUGCAAACUUUGUGCUCUCAGAGUGUCUAAAUGCAUUGGCACCUACUGAAGAAGCUACUAGAGCUUUAAUUUCAUAUGGGCUCCAUAUGACUGAUAAAUAUAGGUUUAUCGACACAGAGAAUAGCAAAGAUUCUGAAACAUGGAGCUAUAGGAUGAUGAGGCUUCAACUGUUGCAAUCUAGAGACAGAUUGGACACAUUUCUUGGGAUAAACAUGGGCAGGUUUUCUAUGCAUGACUAUGGAAAAUUUCGGGUUUUACCACUCAACAGAGUUGCUGUUGGGCUCGCUGAAAAUGGAAAAAUUGGAGCGCUGAAUUUACUUUUUAAGCGCCAUUUAUAUUCCAUAUCUCCUUUUGUUUUGGAAAUUUUAGCAGCUAUUCCUGAAACUAUUCCAGUCCAAACAUUCAGUCAACUCCUCCCUGACAGGUCUCCUCCAAGCAACAUUGCCCUUAGGGAAAAAGAUUGGGUAGAAGUAGAUCAGAUGGUAUGUUUUAUCCAAAGCAAGAGUGACCUAAAGAGCCAUGAAAGUGGUAUGCAUGUCAAAACUGAAUAUAUCUUGAAACAACUUAGUGGGAUUAUUUGGCCAUCAGUUAGUGAAAUCUGUCGUUGGUACAUGGAGAGAGCCAUGGAGAUGGACAGCUUAAGUGGUCAGCUUGAGAACUGCCUUUCUCUGGUGGACACUGGUCGUCGUAAAGGUCUUGUGGAGCUGCAGCAGUUCUAUGAGGAUGCAUUGUGCUUCUAUGAUUUUGUUUAUUCUGGUGAGCAUAGUAAUGAGGAGAACACAAGUAUGAGUCUUGUUUCCUGGAAACAGUUAUCUGACUAUGAAAAGUUUAAGAUGAUGAUGAAGGGAGUUAAAGAGGAUACUGUCAUGGAAACUUUGAGAACUAAAUCAAUUCCAUUCAUGCAAAGACAGGCGCACAUCAAGAAAAAUGCUUCAAGUAAUCAAGCAGACGCAACUCAAACUUCUGUCGACACUAAGCAGGAGUCACUGCUAGUCACUUGGCUAAAAGAGAUUGCAUUAAAAAAUAACUUGGAGAUAUUUUUGGUAGUAAUUGAUGAGGCUUGUAAAGAUUUCCAGAGCAAUGAUUUCUUCAAAGAUGAGACAGAAGCUACUGAAGUAAUCCUUGAGUGCUUAUAUUUAUGCACAUUGACCGAUAGGUGGAAUGUAAUGGCUUCUAUCUUGUCGAAAGUCCCAUUGAUGAGCCUAAGAUAUAAAACUCUUCCUGUGGAUAGGGAUUUUGGUUUGGGACAGGGGGUACAAGGCUUUGGAUCUACAAGAACGAAUGAUAAACCUUUAGACAUGCGUUCUAUCCCCAUUCACUUGAAAGAGGGCAUUGCCAGUGCAUCUAUUGGAAACUUGGAGGAAAGAGUUAAACAAGCUGAAGGACAUAUUGAAUCAGGGCGACUGUUGGCUUAUUACCAGGUUCCCAAACCAUUGUGCUUCUUCCAUGGAGCCCAUUCAGACGAGAAGGGUGUAAAGCAGCUUCUUCGUCUCAUUCUAUCAAAAUUUGGACGUAGGCAGCCCAUGAGGUCAGAUAAUGAGUGGGCAAAUAUGUGGCGAGAUAUGCUUUGCCUUCAGGAAAAGGCUUUUCCUUUUCUAGAAUCAGAAUACAUGCUACUGGAAUUCUGUAGAGGUCUGCUUAAAGCUGGGAAAUUUUCUCUUGCAAGAAACUACCUUAAAGGUAUAGGCACCAUUUCCUUGGCCUAUGAGAAGGCAGAGUAUCUAGUAAUUCAAGCAGCUAGAGAGUACUUCUUCUCGGCUUCAACUCUUGAUUGCUCUGAAAUCUGGAAGGCCAAGGAAUGCUUAAAUCUCUUUCCAAACAGCAAAACCGUUAGAGCAGAAAUAGACCUGAUUGAUGCACUUACUGUUAAACUUCCAAAUCUUGGCGUGACUGUGCUGCCUGUGCAGUAUAGGCAGAUAAGAAGCCCUAUGGAAAUAAUUAAUAUGGUACUCAGAAGUCAAUCUACAGCAUAUCUUAAUGUAGAUGAAAUUCUGGAGGUUGCAAAGCUUCUUGGUCUUAACUCUCCAGAUGAUAUAGCUACUGUAGAGGAAAGUGUGGCAAGGGAAGCUGCUGUUACAGGUGAUCUUGAGCUGGCCUUCGACCUUUGUCUUGUUUUGGCAAGAAAAGGACAUGGUUCGAUUUGGGAUUUAUGUGCAGCAAUUGGAAGAGGACCCACUCUUGACAAGAUGGAUGUAAGUUCCCGAAAGGAGUUAAUAAGUUUCGCUUUAAGCCAUUGUGAUGAGGAAUCAGUCCUUGAGUUACUUCAAGCUUGGAAAGAUUUGAAUUUGCAGAGUCAAUGUGAAAACUUGGUACAGCAGACUGGCACCCGACCUCCAAAUGCAUCCAUUUCUGGUUCCUCCCAAGUCUCACUUUCUAGCUGCAGUAUGCAAGAUAUAAUGGACGCUAAAGGUUACUCCAUCAAUAUGGCACUAAACAGCUCUUUCUCUGAGAAAGAAUGUCUUGAACAACUUCAUGGGGACUUGAAAAGUUUACUUAGUAAUGUUGGGAAAGAGGUUCAUGAAAAUGGCAAUGCUAGCUGGGAUUAUCUACUUAAAGAAAAUGGAAAAUUUUGUUCUUUUGCAGCUUUACAGCUCCCAUGGUUACUUGACUUCAUCAGCAGCAGUACAACAUUUGCUAAGAAGGAGCAUCCUCUACUAAACUCUUCUGCAGAACCCUAUAAGAGUGUUACUUUCCAAGCUGCAAAAGUGAUCAUCUCCUGGUUGGUGAACAAUAAUAUUGCUCCUAGAGAUGAUCUGGUUGCUUCUCUUGCAAAAUCAAUAAUAAAAGCAUCUUCUGAUGAAGAGACAGACAGAAAUGGAUGCUUAUACUUGUUGAACCUUGGGGAUGCUUUUCGCGGUGUGGAAAUCAUUGAGGAGCAAAUGCGUGAUAGAAAAGAGUAUAAAGAAAUAUCUGGUAUCACAGACCUUGGAAUGCGCUAUGGCUUGUUGCACAAUUCUCAAUGCAGGAGCCCUAGUGAAAGAAGGAACCUUCUCUUGCAGACUUUUCAAGGUGCACGUGCAUCACCUGGUUCAGGUGUCAUAGAAGACGCUGAUAGUGUUCAAUCUGCCUUUUGGAGAGAAUGGAAAUCCAAAUUGGAAGAGCAGAAAAACUUGGCAGAUCAAGCAAGAGCCCUUGAGGAAAUAAUACCAGGAAUUGAAACUGCACGUUUUCUAUCUGGUGACAAAGGCUAUGUGCGGGAUACUGUAUUUGCUUUCAUCGAUUCUGUUAGGCAUGAAAAGAGGCACAUCUUACAAAAUGCUUUAAAACUUGCAGAUGCUUAUGGAAUAAGUCAGUUUGAGGUGCUUCUCCAUUAUCUGAGCUCUUCCCUUGUAUCUGAAAUAUGGACGGAGGACGACAUUGAGGCUGAGAUUUCACCUUACAAGAAAGAUUUGUUAGCAUGUCCAUCAAAAGUUGUCCACAUGAUUUCUUCAAAUGUUUAUUCUGAGAUUGAUGGCCAUAAGAAACAACGGCUUUCCUACUUGUACGGUAUUCUAUCUGAUUGCUACUCGCAGUUAGGAGAAGUGGACUCACCAUCUCUUGGAAUUCAUGGUGGAAACUUACAUGUUUCAAACUUUUGUGAAUUCUACAAUGCUUUAAAGGAACAAUGCAAGAGAGUGUCCUUCAUCAAUGACCUUAACUUCAAAAAUAUUGCUGGAUUGGAUGGUUUGAAUGUUGGGCAGUUGCAUAAUGAAGUUUGUAGUCACAUUGAUGAAUCUACUGUGGAAGCUUUGGCACAGAUGGUUGAUGUGCUGGUUUGCAAUUUUGAUGAACCAGGAUUCUUGUCAAGGCAGGAUGUGUAUAAGCAUCUUAUUUUGUGUUUGUUGAAUGAUCUAGAAAAUGGAAUGGAAGUGAAGGAUGGAGUUAGCUCUGAUGAUUUUAGAGUUCUAAUUUUUGAACUUGAGAAGAAUUAUGAAAGAUGUAGCAGAUAUUUUGAAGAUAUUCUGGAGAAGGAUGCAUUGGACAUGUUUAGGAGGUACUACAUGUUAAGUCUGCCCUGUUCGCGUCCCCCUAUUUCAACAGAUGAUUCAUCGUGGCAAGAAUGUCUUGUCUUGCUUUUAAAUCUAUGGAUAAAAUUGGCCAAUGAUAUCCACAAAAUUAUGUUCCAUGAGAAACCUCAAAAGGGCCCUGUUCUUUCUAAAUGGGACUGUCUGUCAAGAUACCUGACAUUUUUGUUAGCCAUGGUGAUUGAGAAUAAAAUAUCAACCAAGGAAGGCUGGGAAACCAUUUUUCUAUACGUUGAAGAUGGGCUGCUGGAUGCUUAUGAGACUCAUGUUUUGGAUUUCUGCAAAACGAUGGUCUUUGCUGGUUGUGGUUUUGGGGCUGUUGCUGAUUUAUAUAUUGAAGUUACAACCGAGAGUCUGAUGACUACCAAUACAGGAGGCAAUGCAGAUGAUGCUGACAGUGAACUAUGUUGCUUUUAUGUGAAUCUGACUGAGUCUCUUCUUUCGAAUAUGAGUAGUUCUCCAGAUGUUAGUCAAAAGUUGCAAGUUUUGAUGUCUUCACUUAGCAAGCAGGUGGACUGUUCGGGAAAUAUAAAGAAGGUGAGAUAUGCGGUAAGGGAUGUUCUUUAUGCAUUUUCUGAGAAUGUGCAAGUGGCUAACAUGUAUCGGGUGUAUGCGUUGGAGCUUCUACAAUCCAUCACUGGGAAAAAGGAGGGCUCUCAUACUGCUGAGAUCUCAACUGUUCUACCUUGGGAAGGAUGGGCAGAGUCUUUAUCUCCAGCGAUUAGUGAGUCGGUUGGGCAUGAUGGAGAAGAUAAGCAUGGGAUGUGUAGGAAAUUUACAAAUACUUUGGUUGCUCUCAAAUCAAAUGAGAUGGUUUCAGCUGCUUGGCCUGGUAUAGAAAUUACACCAAACGAUCUCAAUUCAAUACAGUCUGCAGUAUCUUGUUUUUCUUACUUGGCUACUAGUGCCGUCUCAGGGACACACAUGCAUACCCUUCAAUGCCUUCUUAAAGAAUGGGAAGGGCUUUUCUCUUUUGAUGGUCAGCUUCGUACUGAAGAACAGGACGGGAAAGAUGAUGAUGUGCAUGGAACAGGACACAACUGGAACAAUGAUGAGUGGGAUGAUGGUUGGGAAACAUUUCAAGACGAUUUAGUGGUGCAGGAAGAAAAGUGUGACCAUGCCUUCUCUGUUCACCCCCUCCAUGCCUGUUGGAGGAUUCUGCUCCUAAAGCUGGUAGGGCUUUCACAAUUUUCAGAGAUGGUGAAAUGUAUCGAUCAGUCACUGGUCAAUCCAAAAGUCACAUUGCUGGAUGAAGAUGAAGCCAGAAGCUUGAGCCUACUGCUAAUCAGUAUUGAUUGCUUUGUGGCUCUGAAAUUUGUACUCCUCCUUCCCUACCAAACACUAUGGUUCGAGUGUUUAGCAAUUGUUGAUGCUAAGUUGAAGGAAGGAGGCAGCCGAGAAGCAUCAAGUGGGGAUUCUGAACUUUUGGCCCUCAUUCUAUCAGCAGGAAUCAUGUCUGCUGUGGUGUCUGAUGCUCAGUACAGAAACGUGACUUCUUACCUCUGCUACUUGGCUGGAUAUUUUUUACGUGGUUAUCUAGAGGAUCAACUGAACAUUCUUAAGCAUGCAGGUGGGAAUGGAGAAAUAAAAGAAAGAUGCUAUAUUUUUAGUAGGAUUAUCUUCCCGCAUUUCAUCGCAGAACUUGUAAAGGCAAAUCAGUAUCUUCUUGCGGGAGUUUUGGUUUCGAAGUUUAUGCUUGCACAUUCUUCCUUAAGUCUUAUCAAUGUUGCAGAGGCAAGUCUUAGAAAGUUCUUGGUAGGUCAGUUAGAAAGCAACCAAGAAGUGCUUAGGUUUGAAGAGAACAAGCCUUCUGUUGUGAACUCCUAUACAAAGUUAAGAGAUAAGCUGUCAAAUUCUCUCGAGUCUGCGUUGUUGGCACUGUCAACUGAUAUGAAAUGAAAGUCCGUUCCUCUCUUUUCGUGGCUGGUUUGUCCUUCGGGGCUCAAAAUUCAGAAUUAUUCAGAUUCCAAUGUCCGUACGUUCCAGCACUCUAUUUCAUUUUUUUGAGGUAUUCAAGAUUGAGGUGUGAGGAUUCCACUAUCUUAACAUGUUUUGCCUGCCACCUUGAGAUGUGCAUGCUGCUUCUUUUCAGCAUGUAUAAUUACAGUUGUACCUGGCUUGGCUAGAGGCUUUGCGGUUGCCAACGGAUGAAUCACAGGCAAAUAGCAACAUGGUAUCUUGAGGACAACCUGGCUAUGUUCAGGGCUCCUUGGUUCAGUCCCACGGGAUGCAGGACUACGGAGAAAAAUAAAGGGUGCAGUAAGCCGAGACUCGAAGUUCAAGUCUACUGAGUCCAUAGUUGAACCCAAGUGGAUCAGAUUGAAGACGAGGGUUCGGAGUUUUUGUUCAUUCUGAAUGUGAUCUGGGAUCAUCCCCACCUGUAUUUAGCUAAUUCAAAUGCCAUUUCUGAGCUCGCCCGGGCUUGUAAAUCGAGGGAGGGUACAUCUUCGGUGGGGGCACUUUACGUCGUUUCACCCAUUUCCAUGCCAGGCGUUUUGACAAUGCAUGGCCGGUAGAAGAACGCAGGCUGGGUCUUAGAGAAGAGGGGGAGCUGGUUUUACCGGGCAGCGAGCACCUUCCGCCCUGCUUGUAUUAAAGAAGAGAGAUGAGUUAAAUGUGCUACCUAAAGCAUGAAACGAUUAUAACUUUUCUUCUUCUUUUUUUCCUUACGAGAAGGGUAGUAAAAUGGAUGAACCCACCAGUUAUAGUAA
Messenger RNA from Nymphaea colorata (pocket water lily), 8309 nucleotides. Its product is annotated as MAG2-interacting protein 2. Bases 142 to 7497 code for a protein of 2451 amino acids. The transcript is spliced from 11 exons. Gene Ontology annotation, biological process: retrograde vesicle-mediated transport, Golgi to endoplasmic reticulum. NCBI's taxonomy places the organism in Eukaryota, Viridiplantae, Streptophyta, Magnoliopsida, Nymphaeales, Nymphaeaceae. Gene Ontology annotation, cellular component: endoplasmic reticulum membrane; Dsl1/NZR complex. Gene Ontology annotation, molecular function: SNARE binding. The record is from RefSeq and is a predicted model, not a curated record.